Molecule: messenger RNA, 906 nt
Organism: Acomys russatus (golden spiny mouse)
Lineage: Eukaryota; Metazoa; Chordata; Mammalia; Rodentia; Muridae
Gene: Nkain1
Product: sodium/potassium transporting ATPase interacting 1
Exons: 7
Coding region: 62-685 (207 amino acids)
Biological process (GO): regulation of sodium ion transport
Source: RefSeq, a predicted model, not a curated record
GGCCCCGCCGCCCCGGGGCGCCACCGGAACGACGCGGUCCCGCGCGGCGCGAGGAGGAGCCAUGGGCAAGUGCAGCGGGCGCUGCACACUGGUCGCCUUCUGCUGCCUGCAGCUGGUGGCUGCACUCCAGCGGCAGAUCUUCGAUUUCCUGGGCUACCAGUGGGCCCCCAUCCUGGCUAACUUCCUACACAUCAUGGCUGUCAUCCUGGGCAUCUUUGGCACCGUGCAGUACCGGUCCCGGUAUCUCAUCCUGUAUGCAGCCUGGUUGGUCCUCUGGGUGGGCUGGAACGCGUUCAUCAUCUGCUUCUACCUGGAGGUUGGACAGCUCUCCCAGGACCGGGACUUCAUCAUGACCUUCAACACAUCCCUGCAUCGCUCCUGGUGGAUGGAGAAUGGGCCAGGCUGCCUGGUGACUCCUGUUCUGAAUUCCCGCCUGGCCCUGGAGGACCACCAUGUCAUAUCGGUCACUGGAUGCCUGCUUGAUUAUCCUUACAUCGAAGCCCUCAGCAGUGCUCUGCAGAUCUUCCUAGCUCUGUUCGGCUUCGUGUUUGCCUGUUAUGUGAGCAAAGUGUUCCUGGAAGAGGAGGACAGCUUUGACUUCAUCGGUGGCUUUGACUCCUAUGGGUACCAGGCGCCUCAGAAGACGUCGCAUUUACAGCUGCAGCCUCUGUACACGUCGGGGUAGCUUCUGCCCAGCACCCACCCUCUUACAGUGCCCAGGGCAGUUGGAGAAGGAAGCAGCUCUGUCCCGCAGCUCGGAUCACGAUGAGCAGGCGCGCCCCCUGGCGGCGCAUAAGCUGACUGCAGCUUGUGCGGCCUGGAUCUGCAGCUCCUGAAGCAAAUGUGGACUCAAAUUUGAACUCGGACUUGACCCUGGCUCUAACUUGGCCCUUAGCAGCUGGACUU